Molecule: messenger RNA, 7253 nt
Organism: Alligator mississippiensis (American alligator)
Lineage: Eukaryota; Metazoa; Chordata; Crocodylia; Alligatoridae
Product: zinc finger protein 493
Exons: 6
Coding region: 214-3024 (936 amino acids)
Source: RefSeq, a predicted model, not a curated record
CCAGAGCUUGGGGGUGGCAGGAAGAGGAAGCGAGUGGGGCUGGCUAAGGGGGGCUGCAUGUGCUGAGCGGAUGCGCUGCAGUGGUGCUGAGCCCUGCCUGGUGCUUGCCCUGCGGCUCCAGAGACCAGACUGGGUCAGCAGGUGUGGUGCAUUCGUGCAGGGAGAGCGAGAGCCCAGGCCCCUGGCUGGGGGAGGCCUCUCCUGGAGCAGACAAUGGCAGCUGCGCUGGAGCCCGUGGCAGCCGUGGACCUUCCCUUUGCAGCCAUGGUGAAGACUGAGGGGAAGCUGGAGGAGCAGGACCCAGGAACUCUCCAGGAAGGAGGUGUGGGGGCAGGACAAGUGCCUCUUGUUGUCCACGCUAGCACUGGUGGGGAGUCCCUGAGGUGGUCAGCAACACAGGCAGGAAAGCAGCAACUUCAGGAGGAGCCAGUCCAAGGCCGGGAGAUUCGGGGGCAGGAGGUGAAUCAGGCCAUGCAGCUCCCGCCUGAGCCUGAGGUUCCUUCGGAUGCCCCCCAGCAGGCACUGUCGGACGACCUCCCCACCCCAGAGACCUGGCGCCAGCGCUUCCGGGGCCUCCAGUACCGGGAAGCCGAGGGGCCGCGGGAGGUUUGCAGCAUCUUGCAAGAGCUCUGCUGGCGCUGGCUGGAGCCCCAGCACCGCAGCAAGGAGCAGAUCCUGGAGCUGGUGGUGCUGGAGCAGUUCCUGGCCAUCCUGCCCCGGGAGACACGGAGCUGGGAGUGGGGGCACGGCGUGGAGACCUGCGCUGAGGCCGUGGCCCUGGCCGAGGGGGUUCAGCUGGGGCAGGAGGAGGACGAGAAGCUUCACAUCACGAUGAGUGUUAAGGUUGAAGAGGUGUCCUUGGACAAGAUGCAGCCCACUGGGGCACUGCAGGAACAUGCUGAUACCUGGCUGGCGCAACCCAAGGCCUAUCAUCCGGACAGGCCUCUGGAGGAGGCAGGACAAAGGGAAGCCCCAGGGCCUCAGGACAAUCCAGCUCGAGUCCCCAAAGAGGAAUCCCCACCCCAGCAGGAGUCAGAUUCCCCCAAAACAGAGAAGACUUGGGAGUUGUCAGCAGACAAAAGCUCCUCAGGCUGGUGCCCCAGACGAGGCCCUUCCCCAGAAACAGGAGGUGCCUGGCUGCUGAGCGGAGCUGAGGAGCAGCUUCCUGCAGAAGGGCCUGCAGACCUGGAGCCAGCAUGGACUUCCCUAGGGAGUUUGGGCAAGAUGGACUCUCUGAGACCUGAGGAGGAGCCAUGGCACAAGAGUCAGGGGAGGCCCCAAAAGUGGAAGGAGAAUGUAGCAGUGAACCAGGAACAACAUAUCCACCUGGGGAGGAAGACACACCGCUGCACUGAGUGCAAGAAGAACUUCAUCUGCUGGCAAGACCUGUCCCAGCACCAGUGUGUGCAGAGGGGGGAGCAGCCACAUCGCUGCAUCAGGUGUGGGAAGAGCUUUAAGCAACGCUUCAACCUGGCCAGGCACUGGUGCACGCACACAAGAAAGAAGCCACAUAAGUGCUCAGAGUGUGGGAAGAGCUUCAACCUCUCCUCCAGCCUGACACAACACUGGCUCAUCCACAAAGAGGAGAAGCCAUAUCAGUGCUCAGAGUGUGGGAAGAGCUUCACUCACUCCUCCCACCUGGCUCAGCACCAACGUAUCCACACAGGGGAGAAGCCACAUCAGUGCUCAGAGUGCGGGAAGAGCUUCAAACUGUCCUCCAACCUGACCAGACAUCAGCUCAUCCACACCGGGGAGAAGCCACAUAGGUGCUCAGAGUGUGGGAAGAGCUUCACCUGUUCCUCCAACCUGUCCCAACACCGGCUCAUCCACAAAGAGGAGAAGCCAUAUCAGUGCUUGGAGUGUGGGAAGAGCUUCACUCACUCUUCGCAUCUGGUUCAACACCAGCGUAUCCACACAGAAGAGAAGCCAUAUCGAUGCUCAGACUGUGGGAAGAGCUUCAACCUGUCCUCCAACCUGACCAGACACCGGCUCAUCCACACAGGGGAGAAGCCAUAUCGGUGCUCAGAGUGUGGGAAGAGCUUCACCCAAUUCUCCCACCUGGUCCGGCACUGGCUCAUCCACACAGGGGAGAAGCCAUAUCAGUGCUCAGAGUGUGGGAAAAGCUUCAAUCAGUCAUCCCGCCUGGUUCGGCACCAACGUAUCCACACAGAAGAGAAGCCAUAUCGAUGCUCAGAGUGUGGGAAGAGCUUCAACCUGUCCUCCAACCUGGCCAAACACAGGCUUAUCCACACUGGACAGAUUCCACAUAAAUUCUUGGAGUCUGGGAAGAACUUUACCCAGUCCUCCCACCUGGCCCAGCAGAAGGUCAUUCACACAGAAGAAAAGCCACAUCAGUGUUCGGAGUGUGGAAAAAGCUUCACCCAGUCCUCCAGCCUGGCCCAGCACCAACUUAUCCACACAGGGGAGAAGCCAUUUCAGUGCUCAGAGUGUGGGAAGAGCUUCAAACUGGCUUCCCACCUGACUGAACAUCGACUCAUCCACACCGGGGAGAAGCCACAUCAGUGCUCAGAGUGUGGGAAGAGUUUCACCCGGUCCUCCCACCUGGCCCGGCACAAGGUCAUUCACACAGAAGAGAAGCCACAUCGGUGCUUGGAGUGUGGGAAGAGCUUUACCCAAUCCUCCAACCUGACACGGCACCAGCUUAUCCACAUAGGGGAAAAGCCACAUCAGUGUUCGGAGUGUGGGAAGAGCUUUAGCCAGUCCUCCAACCUGGCCCGGCAUCAGCUUGUCCAUACAGGGGACAAGCCAUUUCAGUGCUCAGAGUGUGGGAAGAGCUUUGCUCACUCCUCCACCCUGUCUCAGCACCAUCUCAGCCACACAGGGGAGAAGCCACAUCAGUGCCCAGAGUGUGGGAAGAGCUUCUCCCGAUCCUCCAACCUGGCUCAGCACCUACUCAUCCACAGAGAGAAGAAACCACACCAGUGCUUAGAGUGUGGGAAGGGCUUUCCCCACUUCUCCAAACUGGUUCAGCACCAGUGCGUUCACAUCCAGGAGCAUUCAUAAUGCUGCCAGCAAUGCAGGAAGGGCUUGGGGACAUUUCCCUGCUCUACACUCUCCAGUGUCUGCAUCCAGGCAAGCAGCCUCAUGCUGGUGAACUGCAGCCAGAGUUCACCCAUCGUUCAUCCAUUUUAGGGCACUGCAGAACCCAAAGGGCACAGAGGCUGACCCCCAGGGUUUAAUGAGGGGGUGGGGUUAAAAGGAAACACCUCAGGCCGAGGCCAGCCCAGCUGCUGGGGGAACCUGUGAGCAGAUGAUCUUUGCCUUGGGGCCUGUGUCAUCCCCAUCCUUCUUUUAAAGCAGUCAGUGCCCCCAGGGGGAGAAGAAGUGCCUUCACAAUAGGGUGCCCUCCCUGAGACAACUGGCUCCAAAUGACACCCAGGGACUCACUUUGGCUGACUCCCAGCUUUUUCUUCCCUCCUGCUCCCAGGGUUUUGGUACAUGAGUUUCAGGAAAUAUUUUUUUGCUGGAGAAGCAUUCCCUGCCCUACAUCCUGACCUUGCCUUUCCUCCCCACCACAUUACAUUUCUCCCAGGCCUGCACAUUUAGGUCUACAAGAAGCUGCUACUACCAGCCCACCACCCCGUGAGCCCAGUUUGGCAGGUUUUGCUCUCAGCCCCUUGUCACAACUCUGCACCACCAGGUGCCAGCUGUCUGCUGCCUUCCUUCCCUUCAUGCUGUUCUCUAUAACAUGUUCCUUGCUAAUUAAGCCCCACAACUUAACAUGGUAUCCCUGUGGUUGGAAUCUAUGUCAUCUCAAGAGCUGUGAAAUGGGAACAGACCAGGGCCCAGAAGCCUGUCCAGGGCAGAUCUUGCUGUGAUUUCCCAGUCCUUUCCCUUUCCAGAAGAUUCACUGCAAUCCUGGGGUUGUUUCAGACCCUCAGGAGCACACUUGAGGGCCAUACACCCAUCUCCUGCUGUGCAGCAAGGACCCUGCUUUUAAAUGAACCUCCGGUCAGGGGGAAGUAGAGUCUUUUUUCUGGGUUAGGGCUAAAUGAGAUAGUAGGGGUAAAGGAGGUGCAGCUUGUGACAUGUCCUGCCUCUUCUGUGGGUGGGGAAGUAGGAAGGCAUCGUGUGGGUGAAAUGCAGCAUGUUGUAAUCUCCCACUGGGAAUACUGAGGCUUCCCUCCUAGUGCCAAAGCCAUUUGGCUCCAUGAGUGCCUGUAGGGGCUACUCCAAGUGGUUAAUAAUAACCCAUCUUGGAGCACACUUAUUCAUCUCCAUAAUUGUCCUUUCUGCUGGUACCCCCCAGUGUAUAAAAAUGCUCCCUUCUUUUACCUGUAUUACAGUGUUUAAGAAAAUAACCUUGUGACUUCUGAAUGAACCUGUUUUUUUGGCAGGAGGGCUAGUUUGUCUUGUUGGAGGUGGCCACAGAAAGAAGGGAAGAAAUGGGAGGUUUUUUGACACAUUUUGAAUGUGCCCAUUAUUUGUUGAGUAUCUAGGGGGCAGCUGAGUUGGGGGCAAAGUGUGUAGGUGAGGGAGUGUGUGUCAAAGGAACAGAAAUCCUAACCACCCUUUUCCAUGAGUGGACCAUGGUUGCAGAUCAGAUCAGUUAAGGUCCCCUGAUGUCUCUUCACAAUGCCUGACUUCCAAGCCUUCCUCUUGAAUGCAGCUACGACUGUGUGUCUGUGACAGAGUCUUAUGGAGAAAAGAGUGGUGCUUUAGAAAAUAGAUGCACAAGCUUUUGUUGUCAGGGCCCUGAGCAGGGUUGAAUAGGAGCACAGGGAGGCACCUAAGUCCUCCAAGACCUCUGCUGCUUGCUUCUCUCCCACAGCAGCUCCAGAAAGUGACUGAGAACAUGGGAAAGUCCAGCUGGGACCCUGGUGAUGAAGUCAGGUCUCUACUACACCCAUGGCCACAGCCAUGCUACACUCCAGUCCCUAUUGGAUGAUGACAUUCCCACCAGGAGGGAUAAAGCCAGUAGAUCUUCCCUUUUGAUUUCUCUCCCUUUGGUUCAGAUUGCAGAGACCCAAAGCAGUACUGAGCAGGGUGAAGUUAGAGGUGGUGAUUUAGAGCCCAGCUGCACUUUGCACAUCUGGUAGCCUGUGUCAGGCUGAUUGGUAGAUCUCCUUAGCCCUCUCCCCACACUACUAAGUAAAGACUUACAGUUUUACUGGUCUGUGGAAACCCAGUGAGCCUUUGAAUGUCUGAAAUGGGCCCUGACCUCUGCUUCUAUGCUAGCACAUCCAGACCCCACCUUUCCAUUCAUAGUAGAAAUGGAUGUAUCCACCACUGUAACAGGUGUGGUGCUCUCCAUGGCAGGGUGCAGACCAAAUCCUGCAUCCCUGCAUCUUCUUUUCCUGCAAACUCACCUCAGGAGAAGAGAAAUCUUGAGAUCCUGACCUGUCAACCCAUGCACGUCAGAGUGACUUUUGGGAAAUGGCAAUACCUUGAAGAUCCAUGACACAAAGUACAGGUUCUUACAGAUGACAACAAUCCAGUUGCUGACUUGGAGCCUAGAAUUUGGUACAAGCAGCAAGAGGGAAUUCCCACUUGCGUAUAGAAAAGCAUACGGGUUAGAGUUGCAGGUCAACAGGCCACACGGAGAGGUAAAAGGUAAAGAAACAGCAUCGUCGUGGUAACACACUCAACACCUUAAUUCCCUGCCACCCCCUUACACCUCCAGAAGUGUUCCCCAAACAAGGUUUUAAUUGCAUUAGCAAUCAAACAGCUGCAGCUGCUCCCAGGUGUGAAUCCAGCUCCUUCAGUCCACAGUCCUGGCUGACUGAGCCAGUGGGAUCUCCAGCCUCCAGUUACUCUUCCUUUUUCCCUUGCCUCCAGCCCCAGGGUAUUCUGGAAGUUGCAGUCCAAACUCUCUGACCACAGCUCUGAAGACUGCCCCUGGUUCCUCAUGCGGUUACACAAAUUACAUUCACACGGCACUAGAAUAUGUGUGUGUGGCCAGAGCACUGAACAAGAGACAGCUUCACUGGGGUUGGCCCUUUCCAUGUCCCACUUCGAUUUUCAGGUCACAUAGAAAUGGGAAGGUGGAUACUCUUCCCAGAAAGUGGAAUAUGAUGCUAACCAGGCACAGAAACCAUUGAAGCCUAGCCCCUUUUGAAGCCACACAGCAUCCUUGCACCACUUGGCCAAUGGCUCUGCAGUCUCAGCCACCACCUGGGAAGAAGUUCCUCUUGAAGAGCAGGCUGCCUUCAUGUGCUGACUUCCUCAAGUCCAGGAUGGGGUGCUCUUCACUAAGGGUAAGAUUUACAUGCUCCUAGGCCCAGCCAGACCCAUGACCCUAUGUUUAUGCUAUGACCUCCUGUUAGCUGGCCACCCUGGAAUGGAGAAAACCCAUCAACUAACCAUCUGCUACUUUGGUGGCCACUCCUGGGCAAAGCCAUGCAAGUGUUGAUCUGCUCUUGUAACAUUUACACCUACAUAAUGAAGCCCACUCAAAAACCCUAGGAUCUCAUCCAGCACCUGUUCACUCCCUCUCAGCUGUGGUCCACUGUUUUGAAGGACUUUAUUAAGAUCUUCCAUGAUUGACUGUGUUCUCUAUGAUCUGGAUGGUGACAGACUGAGUAAGAUAGUGCACUGCAUCCCAUGUGUAAGUCUUCCCUCAGCCAAGGACACUGUUCAACUGUUGCUGGACCACGUAGUUCACAUCCAUAGCCUUUAAUGUAUUAGAAAUUUCACCUGUGGAUCCCUAUUUGGUUUCUGGUUUGGGCAGAAGGUCCUGCAAGUUUUGGGUUUGGGACUUAGCUUUAACCAGCACAUCACCCACACACAAUGAGCCAAACCAAGAGAACUGCCCCAGUGUAUACAUCCUUGAAAUGCUGAUCAAUAUAUACACUACUCACACAAAAGCAUUGCCUGAAGUAGGCCUGACUAGCAGAAGGGUCCAAUGUAUGAGCUUGUGAUAAAAGCCAAACUUAACAUGUCGGCCAGAUGAACACCCCUGCCCGGAGAUGGAAGGGGGAGAUGGCUGUGCAAGGCGGAGAACAGUUCAGUCUCAGGUUGGCACAGAACGCUCAGAUCGAGAUGUGAAGCAAGCCCAUAGCACAAGAUGGCUCAAGAUAUUCAAGAUAUUUGUGGAAUGUAAUAAGGAACUUGUUUGGAUCACUGUAUAAAAGGAAAAUUAGAAAGUAUGGGACAGUUGUAUUGGCCUAGGGGAGCCUACAUGGUGUUGUAGAGAUAGCUUGGCACUGGAAUACAUGCAAUAAUAUCUUGCCUGUCAGAUCACAGCUGUGUUUGGGACAUGGCUUGCAGACAAUAAACUUGCCUAAAACUUU